Tarenaya hassleriana is the source of this 1567-nucleotide messenger RNA. RefSeq names its product actin-related protein 7. The transcript is spliced from 7 exons. Gene Ontology annotation, biological process: anatomical structure morphogenesis. The record is from RefSeq and is a predicted model, not a curated record. Gene Ontology annotation, cellular component: nucleus. The coding region runs from base 258 to 1343 and encodes 361 amino acids. NCBI's taxonomy places the organism in Eukaryota, Viridiplantae, Streptophyta, Magnoliopsida, Brassicales, Cleomaceae.
AAUGCAUGUGUAGCUCGGUCUCGCCUGUUCUCCCUUCGACCAAAUACAUUUAAUCGGACAGAACACCCGGAUAAACAAAAUGCAGAAUAUUUAAAAGAAGACGACAGAUUUUUUUUAAAAAAAAGGAGCUCCCGAACCCCGCUGGAAGAGAAAAGGGCAAAGAUUAGCUCAGCCUGAGCUAGGAAAGUCCAGGUCGUAGAUUUCAAUUCAGGGUUUUACAUAGGAAGUUGGGAAAUUAGGGUUUUGAUUGUGGAGUGAUGGAAGCCCUGGUUGUUGAUGCGGGCUCCAAGCUCCUCAAAGCAGGAGCUGCUAUCCCCGACCAAUCCCCUGCAAUGAUAAUUCCAUCACAAAUGAAGCGCAUGCUUGAUGACGGGUCCUUAGCCGAUAACCCAGUGUUUGAGGACGUCACUGUCGAUCCUAUUGAACGGGGCUUCAUUAAGGAUUGGGAUGCCAUGGAAGAUUUGCUGCGAUAUGUUGUGUACACUGGGCUUGGAUGGGAGGAGGGAAAUGAAGGCCAGAUACUAUUCACGGAUCCACUCUCUACUCCCAAGGCUAUUAGAGAACAAUUAGUGCAAUUGAUGUUUGAAACAUUCAAUGUCUCUGGAUUUUAUGCAUCGGAGCAAGCUGUAUUAUCCCUUUAUGCUGUUGGCCGGAUCUCGGGUUGCACUGUUGAUAUUGGCCAUGGGAAGAUAGCAGAUAUUGCCCCAGUUCUUGAAGGUGCUGUUCAGCACAUUGCCUCAAAACGGUUUGAGCUUGGUGGGACUGAUCUGACAGAACUAUUUGCUCAAGAGCUUGGGAAAUCCAACCCAUUGAUGAAUCUUACCAUGUCUGAUGUUGAAAAAUUGAAGGAGCAGUAUGCGUGUUGUGCUGAGGAUGAAGUUUCGUAUGAGAAAGCCAGAAAUUGUGCAAUGGAGCAGCAUACGCUUCCUGAUGGACAGGUGAUAACCAUUGGGCGGGAGAAAUACACUGUUGGUGAAGCUCUGUUCCAGCCGUCAAUACUGGGUCUAGAGGAGCAUGGAAUCGUCGAGCAGCUUGUCCGCAUUAUCUCUAUGGUGUCAUCUGAGAACCACCGACAGCUCUUAGAGAAUACUGUGCUUUGUGGUGGUACAACCUCCAUUACAGGGUUUGAAGCUAGAUUUCAGAAAGAAUCAAAUCUGUGUUCAUCAGCUAUCCGACCUGCCUUGGUUAAGCCACCGGAGUACAUGCCUGAGAAUUUGGCCUUGUAUUCGGCAUGGGUGGGAGGAGCUAUACUUGCCAAAGUUGUGUUCCCCCAGAACCAACAUGUGACUAAAGCAGACUACGACGAGACUGGGCCUUCUGUAGUUCACAGGAAAUGCUUCUGACGGUGUUGAGCCUCUGCUAUGUUGUUCUCCAUUAUAUUCGUUGUUACACUAAGUUAAAUCUCUUAAAUUGUAGCAUAAGAUUCGUUGCUUAGCAAACGUUGUGUUUAUUCUUGCUUGGGUUAAACGUAAUUGCUUCUUUUUUUUUCUUUCUAGUUUUAGGGUUUUUUUUGUUUCUCUACUUAAUGUAUUUUAUUCUUGGGCUAUUAAACACAAAAUCCUACGUU